UUUUUUUUUUUCUCUCUCUCUCUCUCUCUUUGAUUCUCAUUAUUUCAGAAAUGGCUAGUACAGAUCAACCAGCUGGUACCAUUGGCGAUUUAUUCCUACGUUUACGCUAUGCAACGGACCCUACAGCAGACACCUUUUUCGAAUGGCAGGGCUCUGUAUUUGCGUUUGUACCUGGAGAACCUCCCAAGAAGGUUUUCAAUGUCGUUGGUAUGAAUGUGGCCAAAGCUUCGGUGGACAAGGACACUCAACAACUCAAGAUGACCAGUCGAGAACUUACUUAUUAUUUGUCACCAGAUAAUGAGAACAAAAAACUGGAAACUUGGGAUAAUCCAUGGACAAAGGAAAAAGAUUUACCAGUCAUCCACAUUGCCAAUGACCCUGUACAAAUGGCUUUACCUGCUAAAGCUCCUUUGACUAUCAAUACCAAUCCUUACGGCUCAACUUCUGCUAUUGUUACCGAGAUUCCCUUAUUUUAUCCUAACCCAUUAGCUACUGAAGAUGGUAUUUAUGAUGAUUAUGAUUCUACAAAGAUGUAUCAAGCGGCGGAAUGUUUUACCUUUAGAUGUGCCACCGAUGAACUAUAUAAGAAGGAAACGAUUGAACAAGUGGAUAUUAACUGGACUCGAGUAUCACCUCCAGCCCCAUUUAUGAAGAUGGGACAAUAUCAAAAACAACAAAGUAAAAAUGGUGGUUGCUAUUUGGUAUAUCAUUGUACUGGUUACAAACUACCUCCAGGAUCAGAUUAUCAUGCUUUGAAGAGCUCAGUACUUCGUCAUGAAAUCGAACAUGUUGUGCCAUCUUAUUCUCAAGCUCCUGAAUCCUUUGAUCCCAAAGUCCGCGGUGUCUCUAGUUGGACUUACUUUAAACAACAUUAUGAUCGAUAUCAACAUGAUCCUCAUACUACUUGGCCUAUUCCUGAAAAUCAUCAAUGAUCCAAUGAUAUUAUCUUUUUUUGGUAGUUAGUUGUCCUUCUAUAUACAUUUAUCUAUAAAAUAAAAAAAAAAUAG
Halteromyces radiatus is the source of this 1007-nucleotide messenger RNA. RefSeq lists its product as uncharacterized. The transcript has 5 exons. The coding region runs from base 51 to 932 and encodes 293 amino acids. Lineage: Eukaryota; Fungi; Mucoromycota; Mucoromycetes; Mucorales; Cunninghamellaceae. The record is from RefSeq and is a predicted model, not a curated record.